CGCACAUAAGUACUCGAUAGCUGAUUACUGAUAUCGUAACAAAGAAAGAAUCACUAAAAGUGAUUUCAGCAAGCAAUCUACUUAUAUUUACAAAACAAAAAAUUGAAAUGUCUGGAGCUGGUGAAGAAUUUCAGACUGUCACCCGUAAAAAAUGGAUAGCGCGAAAGUGCCUUAGUCGACGUAACCGUCAUAAGUCCGAAAGCGAUUAUUUAAAUGAUUGCCCCGAUGUGAAUGUGGAUCUCUUUCAAGCACGCCUAGAGCGACUUUGUGGAGAAAUGAGUCAAAGUGAUUACUUCAUCGUGACAAUGGAAACGUUGCAACAGCAAUUGGAUACGCUCAAACGGCCAUUGGAACGAAUUGUGUGCCUCGGCUUGGGACCCUUCACUCGGACCUACCAGGCUCUGCAUCAAGCUGCGUUUAUAAUAAGCGUGCAGCAACUACAUAAGAUCAAUAAGGCACUCUACUAUGAUCCUGUAUUUCGAGAAACUGAAAAGGAGUUAAUCAAACGUUUAAAUGGAACUAUUAUAAAUGAGGAUAGGGCGGGAAAGCAUGAAGCCCACGUGCCCACCCUCUUUUAUUUGCCUCAUUGCCCUUACGCCUUAAUGCACAAUUUGCUGUGGUGCAACUGGAGCAGUCAGAGCUUACCAAAUGUCUUGCUAAUUUCGAACAGUUUUGAAAUGCUAACACUGAACAGAACUCUAGCUAAGAGUAAUCCCAAAGAUCAUAUUGUCCGCAUAAUGAAUCAUUGCACGGAAGCGCCUUUAGAGGAUGAUUACGAGCAGCAAAAUGUAUUCAAUGAUUUGUCAUUACAUUGUUUUCCCAGCGAGAAACUACCAGGAACCGACAAUACAAUAUUCUGGACACGUAGUACACCUUUACCGGUGAAUGAAGAUGAGUUGCAAACGGACCUAAAUAUUGACGACGAAAUGUCUGCAUUAAGCAUAAGAUCAUAAUUGAAAUGUUAAACGUUAUGGAGUAAGCGCAGAAAUUAUAAAAUAGUACAAACUUUUUGCUCAACAAGCACAAAGCUAACAAAAGAAAUUCACGUUUUCUUCAUGGGCUUCCAUUCUUGAGAGUGCUUCACUAAAAUCUGAACACUUUCAAUUGCAUGUAUAUAAUAAGAUUGAUUCGUUUUGUGAAUCAUUUGUAAAUAACAAUAUUAUAAAAGCUAAUUAUUGUUAAAAUACUUUAGACAGAUUUGUAAUACUUUUAAUC
Drosophila hydei is the source of this 1215-nucleotide messenger RNA. RefSeq names its product SRR1-like protein. Gene Ontology annotation, cellular component: nucleus; cytoplasm. The record is from RefSeq and is a predicted model, not a curated record. Gene Ontology annotation, biological process: microtubule-based process. The transcript is spliced from 2 exons. Lineage: Eukaryota; Metazoa; Arthropoda; Insecta; Diptera; Drosophilidae. Bases 108 to 953 code for a protein of 281 amino acids.